Molecule: messenger RNA, 639 nt
Organism: Vicugna pacos (alpaca)
Lineage: Eukaryota; Metazoa; Chordata; Mammalia; Artiodactyla; Camelidae
Source: RefSeq, a predicted model, not a curated record
CAUCAAUUCUAACAGAAUUUUCAAGACUAAAUGAUAUGCAUGAGUUUCUCUGAAUCCAUUUUUUAAACUGUGUUCAUUGCCACACCUCCUGAGUGUAAUUAGCAUCUUUUUUUUGUAGGUGGCACAUCGUUGGCAAAAGCGAAUGUUCAUCCCAUUGUGGUCAAGGAUAUAAGUCAUUGGAUGUCCAAUGCAUGAAGUAUUCCAUUCACAAAGGACAGACUGUUCCAGUAGAUGACCACUACUGCAGUGACCAGCUUAAACCUCCAACCCGAGAACCCUGCCAUGGUGACUGUGUCCUAACCAGGUGGCAUUAUUCAGAAUGGUCCCAGUGUUCCAGGAGUUGUGGAGGAGGGGAGAGGUCUCGAGAAUCUUACUGUAUAAAUAACUUUGGCCAUCGUCUUGUGGACAGAGAAUGCCAGGAACUUCCCCGAGUGACAAUGGAGAAUUGCAAUGAAUUUUCCUGUCCCAGUUGGGCCACUAUGUCUUGUUACAUGUGGAAAAGGGACAAAGCAGCGACAGGUGUGGUGUCAGCUGAAUGAAGAUCACUUGAGUGAUGGCUUCUGUGAUCCAAGUACCAAACCUGAAUCUCUGAGACCAUGUGAGCUUCACACAUGUACUUCCUGGCAAGUAGGACCGUGG